GCAUAUUGAAGGUGCAUGAUAGUGGAGGAGAGCUAUCUGCUAACUUCACUCGAAUUGCAUAAAUACCGUCAAAUUUUCUUAGCAAUCAUCAUUCGGUCAACUACCCGACUUCUACUAACAAUUUCAGCUAUCUUGAAGCAUUCAGCUAAAAUGAAAGCAUUCGUAAUUGCACUUUUGGCUACUGCCGUUGCUGCCGAUGUCUCCCACUUGACAGGACCAAAGAAGGAAUAUCUUCCUCCAUUCCAAGGUGGUGCUCAAGGAGGCCCAUUGGGUCCAUCCAGAGGGCCUAGCCGCGAAUAUCUUGCGCCUCAUCAAGGGCAUGGCGGCGCAUCUCAUUCGGGCUCAGGACAAUUUGGUGGCCAUGGCCACGCCGGAGCCGGACAAUUUGGGGGACAUGGAGCAGGAGCAGGAGCGGGUUCUCAAUCAUUCGGACAUCAACGUCCUUCAAAUCAAUACCUAGCCCCACAGGCAGGCGGUCAGUUUGGCGGUUCAGGUAGCGGACAUUUUGGAGGUGCUUCUGGAGCUGGCCAAUUUGGAGGAUCUGCAGGUAGCUUUGGACAAAAGCCUUCAAACCAAUAUUUGGCCCCACAUCAGGGAAAAUUCGGAGGUAGCCAACAAUCGCACUUUGGUGGACAACAUAGUUCCCAAUUCGGAGGCGCUGGUGGUGCCUCCAGACCAUCCAAUCAAUACCUCGCUCCUUUUGCCGGGCAAGGCAGCGGUGCCUUUGGCGAUGCUUCUCCAGCUCAUUCUUUUGGGGCUGAUGGCUACAAAUAUAAAUCACCAAAUUUCUAAUCCAAAGUAAAUGAAGAACUAAAUUUCUUGUGAAUGUAUU
Hermetia illucens (black soldier fly) is the source of this 832-nucleotide messenger RNA. Its product is annotated as pro-resilin-like. The record is from RefSeq and is a predicted model, not a curated record. NCBI's taxonomy places the organism in Eukaryota, Metazoa, Arthropoda, Insecta, Diptera, Stratiomyidae. The transcript has 2 exons. The coding region runs from base 16 to 792 and encodes 258 amino acids.